UAAAAAUUGUAAUGACAGCGCCUGUAAACGAAGGCUUUCAAUGUCAUGUAAAAAAUAUUAUUUUUGGCAGUUAUAAUUCAGGGUAAAUAAUUGAGAUAAAUUUAUUGUUGGCCUAAACAGUUACACUUAAAACAAUAUGUAAUAUACGCAAUAUUCAUCGUGAACACAAAUAAAGAACUAAAACCUAAAAAAUGGCAACCACAAAUGCGAUGUUCAUAUUUGAAGUGGUUGUCGAAAACGUUAAAAGUAUGGUUGAAAGCCGGCUUUUGGUAAUUAAAAGUGAUUUCGCUAAUAUUUUUUCGUUGGAACUAAAAGACCCUAAGCAAAUGCAUAUAGUUAUGCCAGAACCAUUGCCAUUGCCGCCUGAGCCGCCAGGGAAAAAAGGUAAAAAGGGCAAAAAAAAGAAACCGAAGCCAAAAAAGGGUAAAAAAGGCAAAAAAGGAAAAGGUGUAAUCGAACUGCCGCCUCCGGAACCCGCUAUACAAUCAGGACAGUCUGUGCUGUUCUCAAGCAGUGCAGAAGUCUUACUUGAAAGCAUGAGAAAAUCACCAUUAGAGUUAUCCCUAUGGAGCAAGGAGGAAAAUUUAAUUUUUAUAGGAACUACGUGCAUUCCGUGGGAUCCUAUAUUUUUAUUAUAUUUAGAAAAAAUUGUCAAUUGUCAGGAACCGCCGCCAGUGACUUUAAAAGAAGAGUACAAUAUAUUCGAAGAGGGCAGAGCUAGAUUAAUGGCGAAAUUGUCGAUGCAAGUGAAAUUAUCCCACUUAUCUGAUAAAAUCACAACCGCAUUCCGAACACUUUCUGAAGAUCCCGCUAUCAAAAAAUGCCUUUACACUGGAUUUAAUUCCAGAGACACGUCAUACAUGUGCACAUUGAAGACGUCAGAGGAAAUGUAUAUUGAGAACGCAAAUAAGAUUGAAACUCAAUUCAUUGUAGAUAAACCCAAACCGACGAAUGUUGUCUAUGCUGAUUACAAAAAUGCUCCUGGAGCGAAUCUCGCCUUCUUUGACGAGAAGGAUUACUGUUGCCUAAGCCACGCAGAUAAGCCUCCAGAAUCGAAGUACAAAUCGCCGGAGACUUGUCCUGAUAUCGAUUUUAUAAUAGAUUAUGUGAGAAAAAUCAUUGUGUCUUGCAAUGAUAAUAUGAGAAUGCUGACGCCUAGACCGACCAUUAGCCCAAGAUUUAAAGCUACAGAUAUUGAUAGACUUUGUUACUGUCGAGAGACUGCAUGGCCGCAGGGCAAAUUUGCCGAACGCUUCCGGAAUGAAGCACAAAGUGAUCCGUGCCCAAUUUGUAUUGAUGCUGGGAAGAAACCUGAAGGAACUCGUGGCCGGACCUUCGAUAUUGCUAACAUACGUGGCCCUUGUGGUACUCAUGAUUGUAGAAUUGCCAGAGAUUUAAGGGCUUAUAUCGAAUCACUUGUAGCUGAAGACAAUACAGAGUUCAAUCUUGAAGAUCUUAUCGGGCCGUGUGGAAGUAGAGAUUGUACGUUAGCUGACAAGAUUAAAGAAUUUCUUCUGCACGAAGGUGUAUUUACUCAAGGAUCGACCCUUGAAGGUUUAUCUACUCAAUGCACUUGCGUACAAAAAAUGCAACAGGCCCUGGAGAAGAGAUCUUCAUGUGCCUCAAUCUGUACCAAAAAAUGUGAUAAUUCUGACAGCGACACCAGUAUCUGCAGUGGGAAAGGAUGUCCUUACAGAAGCCCGGAAAGGAAGGUGUACGACGUCUAUUAUUUUACUGUGGAAUAUGAUUUUGAAAAAGACCCAUCAAAUCCUGGUAGUGACAAUGAGGGCGCUGCAAGCGACAAAGAAGCACCGGGGAGUGACAAAGCAGCUCCCGGAAGCGAGAAGGGGAGCCCAAGCGUAAAGGGUAGCGCCGCAAGUGGCAAAGGGAGCCCCACAAGCGCCAAGGGAAGCGCUGCGAGUGGCAAAGGAAGCCAUGUAAGCAAAACCGACACUGAAACAAAAUCAACAAAGUCUUCCAAACUCAAAUACUGUGCAGUUGAGUGUCCCAGUAGAAAAGCUUCAGAAAAAACGUCAUGCUCUAAAACAAUGUGCUCCACUGAUCUUGACAAAGACGAAGCUGAUGAUAAAAAAUGUGUAUCACCAGUGUGCCCAAGCAGAUCAUAUGGCCAAUCUCGUAGUCCUCCAGACAGCAACAUCGAAAUUCAGCUUGAUGAAAUUAUAAAUCCAUGUUGCGUUAAGUCCUGUGAUAUAGCUGAGAAAGUUAAGGAGUUUAUAGUAGAGGGCAUAACAAAGAAAACCAAAUGUAACUUGGAAGAAAAAGAUUCGUGCUAUUGCGACUGUGUAUGUACCUUUAAAUUCACUAAAAAGACUACUUAUUGUGCCGUUUGCGGCGGAUACGAGUGUCUCGGAGAUGAUAUGAUCGAUCAGCCGGAAUUCAUAAAGCCUCAUCCUUGUCCGGUAUACCAUAAAUUGUAUGAUAAAACAUUCAUAAGAGUGCAGAGUCCAUGGUCAGACGACGAAGACAAACAAAAUGCUGACAAGCCUAAAGAAAGUGGCAAAAGCUCAAAAGCUGGUUCUAAAGCUGGGGAUAAGAGCACGGACAGAAGAAAUACUUCAACAAAGUUGAAAGGGCUACCUGAGAAGAAGCCACCUGAGAAACCCGAGGUGGCUGAAAAACAUAAGAAACAUAAGCACGAAAAGAAAAAAAUUGGAAAAUUUACCGCAAACGUAGCUGACGAGCCGACCGCGCAAGCGCCUGUAGAGAAGAAACCCGAAACCAAGUACCCCUACCCCCAGGUUCCUAAAACUAUGGGCUGGAAUUGGCAAGCCGAAGACGUGCCCGGAAUGAAGCCUCGACCAAAAUGGAAGCCAGGCGCCGUAAACAAACUCUUAGUUAGAAGGUACAGAGCAACGAGAGAGGGUUUGGAUAGUAUGAACAAAAAGAAGCGAGCUCUGAUGCAAAGAAAGAAGAAAAUAGAAAUGAAACCAACAUUGAUUGUUACAAAGCAAGGGGGAGAAUACACUGUCCAAAUGGAAGUAUUCAAAAAAUAUUCAAAGGAACGACUUUUAUUUCAAUAUCCAUAUGAUGAAAAACCUCCUUUAAUAUAUACAAUAGGAAAAACAGAAGAGGAGCAGAGAAAAAUACAAAGACAACGUGAUAGAAGAGAGCGCCGAGAGACCAGAAGGAAGAGUCGACUGCUGCAGUCCACAUUUAGGGACAGGUGCCAAGAGAUUUGUUUAAAAGCAUACAAUCAAGCUAUAGGUUUAUUACCGUUGCCAAAUCCUAACGACCCGGAUUGCCCUUGUAAUACUAAACCUGAUCCAAGCAUCGAACCUCCUGUAGUAGAUUCUUGCUCCUGCUCCGACGUAGGUACCAUUUCUAGCAGCGACACCGAUAACGAUGAAUGGGUUAUAGAGUUCACCCCACCUGCAGCCAGGUGGGAUGCGAAAGCCAAACAUCCACCUGUGUUGACCGAAAAUGAAACUCAGUACAAUUAUUUAGACUACAAAGUAAGACUGUUUGACAAGUCUGGUAAUCCAGUUCCGAGGUUCUUCAAAGGUCCCGAUGGCAAACAAGAAUGCAGCGAUUUAGGUGGCUUUUGGAGCCAUAAUAAAGCUUGGCUCGAAAUUAAUAAAGAUGGUUAUAUAGGACCUGAUGAUCGAUGGGUACCGAUGAACUUUACCGGCCCUGAUGGACUGUUCUAUUCAGCGGAAGAGGGCACUUUUAUUGAUAAUGUAGGACAGGUUUUAAAAAUAGGUGUCGAUGGAUACAUAGACAAAGAUGGUAAAUGGGCGUGGUAUUCAAAGAAAAAAGGAGCGCGAAGUACAAAGUCUAAAUCUACUGCUACUGCCUCAACAGUUGAUGCAAAGAAAGGAGCAAAAUCUCCUGGAGAUACGUCAACUAGAGGGAAAACAACUGAUGCUGGGUGCAAAGCGGAUGCAGCAUCCGCCAAAAGUAAAGAUAAAAAAAAGACUUCACCAUCUCCGGCAUUAUCCCCUCCAGUUUCAGUAAAAGCUGCUAAACCCAACCAAGAUAAAGCAAAAAAGAAUAUUUCGUACAAUACUGACAAAACAAAAAAUUCAGUAGUCAUGAGCGUUUCAGUUAACUACGACAAAAAUAGAUUACCUCGUCUCUCUCAGAUAGAGGAUAAGCACAAGGUACUCUUGGAUUCUAAGAAAAUAGCCAAGUAUCGCGAAAUUAUUGAAGAACUCAAAGCUUAUGAUGACUUGGGGGAACUGAAGCCUCCCCCUAAGGCUAACAGAGCAUCCAAUACUCCCAGAAAGAAACUAUCCCCCUUUACGAUGCAUGGCAACAUUGGAAAUAAUGAUAGAAAGAUGAGAUCAUUAGCUGCUGUUCGAUCUCUAGGCUUUAGAACUUCAACAACAUCUUCGCGUAACGUUUCACCAAUGACUCGUGACAGAUCAACUGUAGAAAACGAUAUUUAAAUACAAAUUAAUAUACCUUAUAUGUUUUAUUUGUUGAUGCGCUUUGUCAUGUUUGGACCAAAAUGAGAAUUGUUAUUUGUGGACGUAUAGAAAAUAAUGCUGAAGAUUAAUAAAAACUAGUUGUUUGUCCGUCUUAAA
Trichoplusia ni (cabbage looper) is the source of this 4547-nucleotide messenger RNA. RefSeq lists its product as uncharacterized. The transcript has 3 exons. The record is from RefSeq and is a predicted model, not a curated record. Lineage: Eukaryota; Metazoa; Arthropoda; Insecta; Lepidoptera; Noctuidae. Bases 192 to 4409 code for a protein of 1405 amino acids.